AUGUUGGUUGUGUAUUUAUUACUUUUCACAUUUCGUUUAUAUGAAUGCCGGGCAUUUCUGAUCCAGGAGAAUAACACAAGUCUUUCAACAUGUCUUGAAAAUAUUAUAUCACAUUGGAUUAAAAAAGGUUCUCCCAUCACCUAUGUUGAUUUAAACUAUCAAGAUGAUGAUAUUGUGAGAAGCAUUCAAAGAAUGAAUUUAAACACUGUGGUAUCCAGAAAGGUAGAUAAACGAAUAGACCAUUAUAAUAACGCUUACAUUAUAGCUGCUGGAUCCUUCGAAAUUUUCAAAAAGGAAUUUAAACAACUUUCUAAAGAGAGACAUUGGAAGCCGAAUGUCUAUUUUAUUAUUAUUUUUAGUGAAAAUUUUCCAAAUCCACUGACAGACUUGUUCGAUAUUCUACUACGUUACCAUGUUUUCAACGUGAUCACGAUAAAUGGCACAAGCGAUGUUAAAAUUUUCACCUACGAUCCUUUCGAAAAUAACGGUUGUGGUAAAAAAUAUUUUGACAUCAAAUGUUUCAAUAAUUGUUCCAACACCAGUAUAGCAAAAUUGUAUUCAUCUAGAUUUGAUAAAAUACUCAAGGGGUGUACUUUUAACUACGCUACAUCGCACAGAGCACCGUACUCUAUUAAGCCUAAAAUGAGAAAUGACACUAUAAACUUUUUAGGAACGGAACAAUUUGUUUUGAAAAUGUUAGCUGAAAUUGAGGGUUUUAAAAUUAAAUUUGUCGCAACAUACGAUUUUGACAUAUAUCCCGUCGUGAAAGAGGAUAUGUCGGCUACUGGUGCCUUAAGUCUUAUUCAAAAAGGAGAUGUUGAUAUAGUUUUUGGAGGAAUAUUACUAUUGCGCGAAAGAGCUGAAGCUUUUAGUUGUUUUUACGAACAUCUAGCGUACAUAGAUGAAUUUGUGAUAUUAGUAAAAAAAGCGGGACCUGUACCACCUUGGAAAAAUAUUUACUUGGAAUUUACUUACCAGGUUUGGUUCCUUUUGUUUGUUACUUUCUUCGUUUUCUUUGCAAUAUUUGUAAUUCUGUUCCAUAUUAAAGAUAAGUGUAAUAUAAUGUUAAUCAUGUGUGGUCUCCUUUUUCAACAAGGCUACAAAAAAGGUUUUAAUUUUAAAAUGGAAUGUUUCAUUUUUCAAUGGGUAAUUUUCGCAUUCUUGAUCAAUACAUACUAUCAAUCUAAUCUGUCGGGUCUCACCACACAUGUUAGUUACAACUAUCAGGUUUCGAAUGAAAAAGAUAUUAAGGAGUAUCAAAUGGAACCCUGUAUUUCUAAUAUUGUAAAAACACUGAUAAAUUCUACGAUUGGAACUAACUAUAACGUAGAUAUGGAUGAAGAUUGUAACAAGAUCACUACUAGUAUUCAAACUGUCAGUAAGAAUUAUAAAAAGUACACUUUAGUAUCACAUUCACUAUAUAAAUUUAAUAGAUAUAAUUUUACAGAUGAUUUUGGCAAUCCUCUCCUUUAUACAUUUAAAAUACCAACUAGUAAGAUUAUUUAUGCGGUGUACUUUUAUAAAGGAUUCCCAAAGAUAAAUAUCCUACGUAACAAUGCAUUGCGCAUACGUGAAAGUGGUUUACUGCAG
This is a messenger RNA of Papilio machaon (common yellow swallowtail), 1590 nucleotides long. RefSeq lists its product as uncharacterized. The transcript has a single exon. The record is from RefSeq and is a predicted model, not a curated record. The annotation marks the transcript as partial. NCBI's taxonomy places the organism in Eukaryota, Metazoa, Arthropoda, Insecta, Lepidoptera, Papilionidae.